AUGUCUUCGAAAGUAGGAAUGGGUAGGGAAUCGGGAAGGUUAAAAGAUGCAGAUAAAAAAAAGGUCCUUGAUACAGCAACCAGAAAUCGUAGGGCACGUCGGGCUCUUGAGAGUUUAGAAAUGGACAACUAUCAACAAGAUCCACAUGCUGACAUUGUUUUGAAUAAAAAAGCUCCUAAAUUUUUAGACACUAUUGAGGCUAAAGGAGGGAGACGUAAAAAGGAAAAGAGUGCUGAAUAUUACAAACAAAAAUUUCGAAGGACAUUUGAACAAUUAAUCGAAGCUGAUCAAUUUAACAACCGUGACCCGCCCAACUAUAAUACAAUAGAAGCACCCUCAUCAAACUUUCCACGCAGAAUAUUUUGUGCAGUCUGUGGAUUCAGGAGUUCAUACACAUGUACGACAUGUGGUGCACGAUAUUGUUGUAUUUCGUGUUUAGGUACACACCAAGCCACACGAUGUCUUAAAUGGGCUGUAUAA
Messenger RNA from Macrosiphum euphorbiae (potato aphid), 480 nucleotides. The record is from the annotation of a GenBank genome assembly. Lineage: Eukaryota; Metazoa; Arthropoda; Insecta; Hemiptera; Aphididae.